AGGAUAUCCAACAUGGCGGCCAGCGGAGGCAGCGCUAGGACUGGGGCGAACAUGGACAAGAGCAUCACCCUCCCGCCCGACGAGAUCUUCCGCAACCUAGAGAACGCCAAGCGGUUUGCUAUCGAUAUCGGUGGAUCCCUCACAAAGUUGGCUUAUUAUUCCACUGUCCAGCAUAAAGUAGCCAAAGUCAGGUCGUUUGAUCACACAGGAAAGGAUGCAGACCAUGAUUCGUUGUAUGAAAUAUCCGAACAAGAGGAGAUCACAGCUCGACUCCACUUCAUUAAAUUUGAAAACACUUACAUAGAGACCUGUCUGGACUUUAUCAAAGACCAUCUAGUGAAUACAGAGACAAAGGUUAUCAAGGCAACAGGCGGAGGAGCCUACAAAUUCAAAGACCUCAUUGAAAAGAAAUUAGGAUUAAAUGUGGACAAAGAAGACGAAAUAACAUGUCUCAUAAAGGGGUGCAAUUUUGUUCUAAAGAACAUACCACAUGAAGCGUUUGUCUACGUGAAACACGGGGAUCCCGAAUUUCGAUUCCAGAACACCCACCCUAACAUUUUUCCAUACUUACUUGUUAAUAUUGGCUCAGGGGUUUCAAUUAUCAAGGUAGAAACCGAGGACAAAUUUGAACGCAUCGGUGGAAGUUCUAUAGGUGGUGGAACCUUCUGGGGGCUUGGAGCUCUGCUCACAAAGACCAAGAGAUUUGAUGAAUUGUUACAGCUCGCUGCUAAGGGACAACACACAAAUGUGGAUAUGUUGGUGAAAGAUAUAUAUGGAGGGGCUUACCAAAUCCUGGGAUUAACUGGAAACCUCAUAGCAAGCAGCUUUGGCAAGUCUGCCACUGCAGACAAAGAAUUUUCCAAAGAGGACAUGGCAAAGAGCUUAUUGCACAUGAUCAGCAAUGACAUUGGUCAGCUGGCCUGUCUGUAUGCCAAACAACAUAACUUGUCCCAAGUCUACUUCGGAGGUUUCUUUAUCCGAGGCCACCCUGUUACAAUGCAUACCAUCACCUACAGUAUCAACUUCUUCUCCAAGGGAGAGGUUCAGGCACUUUUUCUUAGGCAUGAAGGCUAUCUGGGUGCAAUUGGGGCAUUUUUGAAAGGAGCAGAGCAAGACAAUCCUAACCUUUAUAGCUGGGGAGAAAAUUACGCUGGGAGUUCUGGUCUCAUGAGCACAUCCCCAGACAUCUACCCUAUGCAGCGCUCUCGAAGCGGAACGUUCGACAUGCUGGAGAUGGAUCGCUUGGAGAGACUGGUAGUGAAUCUUCCGUUACUCUACGACCCAACCUCUUAUAUCCCCGAUACAGUGGAUCUAACAGAGGAUUCUAUGGCAAGAGAGUACUGGCUAUCAUGCUUUGAGGAAGCUUUGGAAGGGGUGGCGAAAAGAGCUGUUGCCAGUCAGCCUGAUGCAAAGGACGCACCAGAUCGAGCAGAGAAGUUCCAGCAGAAGUACUGGAACAAGCUACAGACACUGCGACACCAGCCCUUUGCCUAUGGUUCACUAACAGUCCGCAGUUUGUUGGAUACACGGGAACACUGCUUAAAUGAAUUUGAUUUUCCAGAUCCCUAUUCAAAGGUAAAGCAAAAAGAAAAUGAUUUUGCCUUAAAAUGUUAUCAGAGCGUUAUCAAAUCUUUGGAUGCACUGGGCUGGGAAGAGAAGCAGUUUGCGUUGGUGAAGGGACUUCUGGCAGGCAAUGUCUUUGACUGGGGAGCCAAAGCAGUUUCUGUAGUCCUGGAAUCUGAUCAGCAGUUUGGAUUUGAAGCAGCAAAAAAGAAGUUACAAGCACGACCUUGGCUGGUAGACACCUAUUGUAAAUGGAUAGAGCGACUAAAGGGUCCUCCUCAUAAUUGUGCCUUAAUAUUUGUGGACAACAGCGGCAUAGAUAUUAUUUUGGGGAUAUUUCCAUUUGUCAGAGAGCUUCUUUCCAGGGGUACUGAGGUGAUUUUGGCCUGUAACUCCGGGCCUGCUCUAAAUGAUGUAACGUUCAAUGAAUCUCUAAUAGUCGCUGAACGCAUUGCUGCAAUCGAUUCAAAAAUACAGUCCGCUUUACAGGAAGACAAAUUAAUAUUGGUUCAAACAGGCACCAGCUCUCCUUGCUUAGACCUCAGCCGCUUGGACAAAGGCCUUGCCAUGCUUGUUAAAGAAAGAAACACUGAUCUGGUCAUCAUAGAAGGCAUGGGUCGAGCCAUCCACACGAAUUACUACGCAGCCUUCCAGUGCGAGAGCUUGAAACUGGCUGUUAUCAAGAAUUCCUGGCUUGCCGAGAGACUGGGUGGAAAACUUUUUAGUGUGGUAUUCAAAUAUGAAACUCCUCCUAAGUGAGGACACUACCAGCUCUUAAAGAUCCAUUUCUCGCACAUUUUAUUCAUUGAUUGUAAAAAAACCAAAACCAAACCACACAUAUAUAUAUAUAUAAAUAUAUAUUAUAAAUUUUUAUUACAAGGGGUGGGACGUUAAACUUGCUGUAUUUAUAUUGUGCUUUUGUGCAAAUUUAAAAAGGGCACUGUGCGGCAGUAUAAAUAUAUAAAUAAAUUUAAAUUAUAUAUACAUUA
This is a messenger RNA of Pelobates fuscus (common spadefoot toad), 2552 nucleotides long. RefSeq names its product pantothenate kinase 4 (inactive) (gene PANK4). The record is from RefSeq and is a predicted model, not a curated record. The transcript is spliced from 19 exons. Gene Ontology annotation, biological process: coenzyme A biosynthetic process. The coding region runs from base 13 to 2322 and encodes 769 amino acids. Lineage: Eukaryota; Metazoa; Chordata; Amphibia; Anura; Pelobatidae. Gene Ontology annotation, cellular component: nucleus; cytosol. Gene Ontology annotation, molecular function: pantothenate kinase activity; ATP binding.